This is a messenger RNA of Chionomys nivalis (European snow vole), 7262 nucleotides long. RefSeq names its product ligand dependent nuclear receptor corepressor like (gene Lcorl). Gene Ontology annotation, biological process: regulation of transcription by RNA polymerase II. Gene Ontology annotation, molecular function: DNA binding. Bases 95 to 5674 code for a protein of 1859 amino acids. The transcript is spliced from 7 exons. The record is from RefSeq and is a predicted model, not a curated record. Gene Ontology annotation, cellular component: nucleus. NCBI's taxonomy places the organism in Eukaryota, Metazoa, Chordata, Mammalia, Rodentia, Cricetidae.
GGCGCGCGCUCCGGGGCUCGCGCCGAGGGCUCGCGCCCCUGCCUCGUGCCUGCGCCGCUCGUAUGUAAAUGAGGGCGCGUGACGCGGGACGCAGAUGGACAAGGGAAGAGAGAGAAUGGCCGCUGCCGCCGCUGCUGCCGCCGCCGCCGCCGCUGCCGCUCAGUGCCGGAGCCCUCGGUGCGCGGCGGAGAGGAGAGGAUUCCGGCGGGAACUCGACUCUUGGCGCCACCGCCUCAUGCACUGUGUAGGUUUUGAGAGUAUUUUAGAAGGGCUUUAUGGACCACGGCUACGAAGAGACCUCAGUUUAUUUGAAGACUGUGAACCAGAAGAGCUGACUGACUGGUCUAUGGAUGAAAAAUGUUCAUUUUGUAACCUACAGAGAGAAGCAGUCAGUGAUUGUCUCCCAUCUCUUGAUUCUUCACAGUCAACGCCAACAGAGGAGCUAUCAUCUCAGGGCCAGUCCCACACUGAUAAGAUUGAAUGCCAAGCAGAAAAUUACCUAAAUGCACUCUUUCGAAAGAAAGAUCUUCCUCAGAACUGUGAUCCUAACAUUCCCUUAGUUGCUCAGGAAUUAAUGAAAAAGAUGAUACGUCAGUUUGCCAUUGAGUACAUUUCAAAAAGUGGUAAAAUUCAAGAAAAUAGAAAUGGUUCGAUUGGAGCAAGUCUCGUAUAUAAAAGUAUCCAAAUGAACCAAGCAGAGCACUGCAUUCAGGAUGAGCAGGAAGGCCCCUUAGACCUCACUGUGACUCGAACGCAAGAGCAAACCGCUCAGCAAGGGGAUGGAGUGUUAGAUCUCUCUACAAAGAAAACCAGCAUAAAAUCUGAAGAGUCGUCCAUAUGUGAUCCUUCUUCUGAAAAUGCAGUUGCUGGUUCAACUGUUGAUGCAAAAUCAGAGGAAGCUACUAAAAUGGAAAAAGGAAAAUCAGCAUUAAACAAAGUUUUGGAAUCUUUGUGCAUACAUCACCAUCAACAAGUUUUGGCUAUGUUGAAAUUUCUAGUCCAAGAGCAGAAUGCUGCUUCUAUUUGCUGUUGUAACUCAUCAUGUACUAUGUCUUCAGAAUCUCAAAAACCCCUAUUCGAAGAUGAUUUACAUGGUCUGUUCUGUAGCUGUGAAUAUAGACUGGCAGAAAGAGGGUGUUUACACAAUGAGAGACAAAGCCCUGGUUUAAUGCCUCUGCCAGUCUGUAUUAAAGAAUUACAUUGUCUGUCUUGUCAAACUGUAUCUGUUGAACACAUUAAGACAGUAGUGAAUAGUGGUAUUGAAAGCAGUUAUAAUGCACACAGGUGCUGUUGUGGACAGUUAGCAAAGAAUAACUCGACAAAAUCAGCCUUUCAUAGUCCUCUUUUGUCAAGGGAAGUUUGUGAUCUUUCAGUCAGUCUUAAAGAUGCCUGUAGAUCUCGAAGUCCCUCCCCCCCACCAUUAUCACCUGUGGAGACUGGAGGAUUUGAAAAGUGGAAAGACAUCGUCUCAGAGCUUUCAACCUUAGAAAAUAACAAACUUGAGUCAAGCAUUAAUCAGCCUCCAUCUCUCACACCAGCCGAGAUAAGCAUUCACAAAUGUGAUCAAGACAGCAAAAUAAAUAAAACUAAGCAGUCCAGUAACUUUGAUUCUGUGCUCUUGGAUACCAGCAGUAGUUAUACCUCAAAUUAUGAAAAGGGUGAAACAGCUGUAAUUUUUCAAGAUUUAAUGGAUCGUAUUAAUGAAAAAUUAAAAUCAAUAGAAACCACGGAUACAUCAAACCUCAUGAAAUUAUCUAGCACUGAUUGUGAUUCAGAUAAUGAUUUUAAAUUGGGAAAUUUAAUAACAUCUCUCUUGCACAGUGCAACAGCCAGUGAUUAUAGUUUUAUGGAAUUACUAAGUCAACAUGAUAAGAAGGUAGAAAAUAAAAUUAUUCAAACAAGAUUUCGAAAGCGUCAACAGACCUUAUUUGCCAUACACAACUCUCCUGAUUCACCUGUGAUCAGAAGGCAGUCUUUACAGAUAAAAAGAGAACUUGCCAGUCUUGAUGAAAACUUUCUGAGGAAAAGAUACAGUGAAAAAAAUCCAAGAAAAUUGUCAUGCAAUGAUAAGAUGCUUUCAGUGAACAAAGAAUUCCAGGCUUGUCAAGAACCUUUAAAAAAUUCUAAGAGCUUUCAAGAUGAAAAUCAUACAGAAACACUUUCUUCACCAAAUGAUGUAGCGCCAUCACUGCAGGUACCUCUUGAGAGCUUAGGAACUAGCAAGGUUUAUGAUCAAUUUUCAGAAAACAUUAAAGCAACUUCAUCUGAGAAAAUGAGCCAAAGAAAAUCACCAGAGAAAUGUACAGCUGAAAAACUGACUGUACAAAAUAAUAGUGAAAAUACAAAACUAGAGAAUACUCAAACACUUUUGAGAACGGAUGUUCCUUGUCUUUUAAGCAGAACUAAACGAAAUAUUGUGCCUCCAGGGUGGUAUUCUAUAUAUGUAACAAACAAUUCUGUUUCCAAAAAAUUCCCUGAGGGCAAAAGAGUAUCAGACUCUGCUCACAGCAAAGGUCCAGUCAAAGAUCCAACUGAAAGUCUCCAAAAUAGAGACUUAAACAAAAUUGCAAUGAAUUCUAAUUUACAAGUUGUUGUGGAGCGUUUGGAAGACACAAUAAAUAUGGCUCAGAGGUCUUGGACUAAUCAAGCACAAUCUGAAGGAUUUAAAGCCUCCAAGAAAUUGAUAGGAACAGACGGUAAAGACCAAAGUGGGACAGAUUUGACCUGUACUUUAAGUAGAAUGGCUUGCAAAAGUCAGGGUUUAUCAAAAUCUGUAAUACCAUCUAGCAAUAAAAGAAGUUAUGAUAUGCCUGUAAUGGAUUUGAACAAGAGACUUCAUAAUCCAAAAAUAGCACCCAUUUUAGAGAGAGGGGGCAUGACAUCCAGUGUUGAAAGUGUGCCAACAAAAUGUGAAGGAAUUGAAAGUUCUGUUUCUAACUAUUCUAGUCCUAUCAAACUCAUGUUUUUAUCUGAGAUUAAAAACAGUGAAGGAAUCAAAUAUACCUUAACUUCAGUCAGCACAUCACAGUCAAAUGCUGAGGUUUCUUCUCACAAACAUAAAACACAUCAAGUAAGUGGAAGAAAAAGAGAAGUAAAGGAAGACAUACCAUGCAUUAGCUUUGAAGAUUACAGUUCUAAUCAUGAUAUUAACUGCCUUCAAAGCAAAAUAAACAAAUUUAACUGUGUACAAGAGGCCACACCAUCAUCUGCAGAGUUUACUGACAGUUUAAACAGUGAUAAGCCACAAGAAGACCCUGAGGGAAAGUCAAGUGGUGGUGUUGACUUACCAUAUAAAAGAAAGCCAGGGAGGCCUAAAAAAAUUGGCCCCCAAGUUGUGAAACAGACUAAACGACCAAUUGGAAGACCACCCAAACCUAAAGCUGAUCAAACAGAUAUCAGUGUUGGCCAAAAUGAGUCUUUUAAUGCUGGAAAGAAAAAUCUAGAAUGUCUAUCAGAAGUGAAAGAAGGUCUUUAUAGAAAGAGUAUUACUGUCACUGUUGUUUAUGGAAGGUCAAGAAGAACUAAGAGAUGUGUUUCUGAAGGAAGCAUGAACAUCAGCAACAUCUCAUUGAACAAUGAUAUCUCUGACUUUGCAGUUAACUCUAGUAGCCUCAGAAAUGCUAAAAAUUAUGAGACUGACUGUGGUGGAAGUCUAAGUGCUGUGUCAAGAUUGACAACUGAAAGUGGGGUUUUUUAUUCUGACUUUGAAUAUGUUAGACCCAUCAAGACCAAGUCUGUGAUCCCUCAGGCUUCCAAGAACAUUAUUCGACCAAAUCAAAAGCCUUUGUCAAUUGUUAGGAAGCCGGGGAGACCUGCAAAAGUGAAAAUCUCUGGUAUAUCCGUGACUGUUAGUAGAAUUUCACCUCAGGAAAGAGAAGUAUGCCUUAGCAGCUGCUUACCUUCUUUAGAACAGGAGACUAUGUUAGAGAAAACUUGCCGAGAAGAAAAGCUUGACCAACAGGGUAGUAAGUUAGAUAAGGUCAGACCCACUGAUGUUGACAUAUUUAAGAAUGAAUCAAAUAGUGAUGUUUCUAUACCUCCAAAACAUUCAAUCAGGGCCAGAAAACCUUUCCAUUUCUUACAUUCACUUGCAUCUUCUGGCUCGCUUACUUACAAAAGUGGUUUGCGUCAUAAAUCGUGUAAAUUCCAUUUGCAGAAAGGCAAAAGUCCAAAGAAGAAAUACAGGCAGUCAAGUUUUAAAUUAGCUUCCAAAGGAUUCCCAGGAUCUAGACGUUCAAGGAAAGCAGAAAAAUGUUUGGAAGAUAAAAAAUUAAUGCCCAUUUCUGAAGUAUCCUUGGACCCUGUUAUUUCUUCUAGUCCUUUACUCAGAUGGUGGGCUACUUCUGCUUCAAAUGAUUCAUUGUUAGAGGAAUUGAAUAAUAGAUUUGAACAAAUAACAAAUGCUUGGGUGCAGGUGAGUAGAGAUGAAGCUCAAAAUUCCGUUCAUAGAGCAGGCUCCACUGAAAGCCAUGGUUUUAAAGCAGCAAGCCCUCUGGAAACCUGUCUUGUAGAACUUGAAGUCUCACCUGUAAAAAUGCUUUUUCAGAAAAAGUAUAAUUUGAAUGAACUUUGUACCUGGUUUAUGCAAACAACAGAAACACAGUCCCUUUCUUUAGUUAGAAAAGCAAAUGCUCGAAACCCUUUGGAAGUGAUAAGUACCAAGGGCAUUAAAUUAGGGGUGAAAUGCUGUGGGUUUAAUGCCAGCCCCUUCAGGAAGCACUUUAAAAAAUUUGCUGUCUCCUCUCCUUCAAAGUCAGCAGGGAAAUUCCAUAUACUACAUAAAAUGAUUGGCUCACCACUCUUAAAUGUGAGAAGAAAUUUAACACUAGCUAGGUUGAAAAAGACUGAGUUUAAGAGUUUGCACUGUGAAAGGUGGAGAAAAGAGGAAAAGCCUCACAGCCACAGAACAAUUGAUUGGAACUCAAAAAGAAGGAACUUAAGAUUUUUCUGCCAGAAUCAAUUUUUGACUAAGACAGAGAGGGAGACAAAUGCAAUGACAUCACUCAGUGGGAAAAGUACAGUGGGUAGCCAGUGGGCCUUGCCACCGGAAACCAGAGUCAACUUUCCUCAAGAGAGGGUGGCAGUUAAUGAUGUCACCACACCUGAUAGUUUAGAGAGUAAAGUUAAGUCAGAAGCAAAGGAGAAUGAAACAGGGUAUGGCCAGACUGGUUCUGAAAAGGGACAAAGACUAGAAAAUGUGUUUUCCAAUAAUUGGAAGUCAAAAACUUUAAAAGACUGUAGAAUAUUUUUGAGGAAGAUCAAUUGUCUUGAACACAGAAAUACUUUUAAGCUAAAUACAAUCAUUUAUUCUCCUGAAUCUGUUGACAAUGAGAUCCAGGUGCAAGGAGAAGAAUCAAAGCGUUUUAAUUUAAGGUCCCAUUCAGCAAGGCAAAAUUUCUUUAAAACACAAAAUAAAGAAAGAGGAAAUGCCAAAGCAACUAGUCCUGCAAGUGAUAGAUUGACUGAUGAACUUGACAGUAGUCAGUUAAGUAAGCUGGUUAAUUUUGAAAAGAAUCCUGAUCAUUCUGAGGCUCUUAGCAAAUUAAACAAAAGAAAAAGACCACCAUGGAAGACCACAGAAAUGCCACCUAAAAGACAUAAACGACAGUCUUGCAACAAUGGACAAAAGGCAAAUUGUACAAAAUCCCAAGUAGGUAAGUUUUUCUCUCCUUAAUCUUAAAGUUUCAUUGUAGGUGCCUUGAGUAAAACAUAAGCUAGUGGAUAGAAAAGGAAGAGCUACUUGGAGUCUAAUUUAUUUCUAAACUAUUUGAACAAUCUCAUUUCUUGGCACCUAGUAUGAAAGCCCUGAAAUUAGGUGCUGCUAGGUGUGGUGCACUUGGCCACUCGGUAUCAAACAAAUACAUUAGAAGAGACAUGAAGAGCUUCCUGAAAAUACCCAUGAAUAUAUUUGAUAGAUGACUGUGACAACUAAAACUUCACUACCACAGGCUAAUACAUGCUUUUCCUUCUCAAAACUAUGACAAUAUGCAGAAAACUGCUAAGACUCAUUUAAAGACCGUGACACUAAUCCUAGGGUGUAAAUCUUCCUUAUUAAACUGUUACUCCAUUUGAUAUUGCUUUGAAAACCUGCUGCAAGACUGCUUAUUAAAAAACCAGGAACUAAAAGUUUCUCAGUGAUCACCAAGUAUGUUAAGUGGACUUCUGUGUUUCAGACAUUGAGCUCACUUGUAUAGAUAUAAAGAGGAGAAUUCCUUUGUAGCUGAGCAAGUCACUGUUAAGGUCAUGGCAAAUUUAGAAUGCAAACAAAUUAAAUUGUAGUAAGAUGCCUUACAUGGGUACCCCAGGGAGAUUAUUACCCUUUUGAAUGUAAAUGAAGUGAAAAUAUGAACAUAGUAGUUGCCAGCAUAGGUAUUUCCAUCUGUUUUUCUAGUAGGUUCUGGACAGUGCAAGAUACUAGAGAUGGGAGACCAUGAAAGAAUGCCAGGUUACAUUUAGAAAGAAUAUUUUAUGGUUUGUGUUAAUUUUUACAUUUUAUAGUUUAGAGAAGUCUUUGAGGGCUGAGGGAAGUAUUGGUGUCUUACCAGAGUCGAUAGCAUCAGGUCUGAUUUAAACAUUGAACACGCCAGGCAGUGGUGGCGAAUGCCUUUAAUCCUAGCACUCGAGAAGUAGAGGCAGUGAAAUCUCUGUGAGUUCAAGGCUAGCCUGGUCUACAGGAUGAGUUCCAGGACAGCCAAAGCUACAUGGAGAAACCUUCUCUUGGGGAAAAAAAUAAAAUUAAAUGCAGCAAUUAAGUUGAAAAGUUUUAAAUACGCUAAUGGUUUUGUGUGUACCCCCAAUUCAACUAGGUAAAUAAUUUUAACAUGCAAAAUUCAGGACUAUGUAACGUAUAAUGAUUAAAAAUUUAAAUAUCUAUCAUGAAAUGACAAUAUGCUUAAAGGAUGUCAAAGUAGAAUAUCCAUUAUGAAAGGUAAAUAAAAACUAGAAAGAAUACCUUGCUUGUGAUCCUCAAGAAGGCUAAAAAAUAACAUAACAAAUGCCAUGUCACAAAAAUACCUAAUAGAGAAUUUUUAAGUUUCACAAAGAAUAAAAUAUAGUUUCAUUUUUACUUCUGUUUCAUCUUCAUCUCAUAUUACAGAUUUUCAAAAGUAAUUUGCAUUAAUUCAUUUUCCAACAGAACCGUAUAUUAUCCUUGCAGCUUCUCACCCAUUGUAUGUCCUAACAAUCAAACACAAUCUUACUUUAAUAUUAUUCUUUACCCUGCCAAAUAUAAGAUUACCCUAAAACAGGAAGAUGGAGAAUAU